AUGCUGAACGGAUCACAGGCUCAGAAUGCAUUGUCGCUGUUCAAGAUCAGAGUGGUGGGAGGGUCUGCCUCCUACAGCUACCUGUCCCCACAAGAUGGACGCCCUCUCUUCCACCCUGCCGUGGACAGUGUCCUGCAGCUGGCCCCAGACGACGCAUGGAAGUGUCCCCACUGUAAGCAGCUCCAGCAGGGCAUGGUGAAGAUGUCCCUGUGGACCCUCCCCGACAUCCUCAUCCUCCACCUCAAACGCUUCCGACAGGUGGGCGAGCGGCGCAACAAGCUGUCCACCCAGGUGCGCUUCCCCCUGGCCGGGUUGGACAUGGCCCCCCACGUGGUGAAGAGGUCCCAGAGCAUGAGGAACCUGGGGGACCUGGGACCCUGGCCCCCCACAUGGAAACAGCCUGAAGACAGCAGUCAUCAUAUUAGUCACCCAGACAUGGCCCUGCCUCCUGACUUCCUCUAUGACCUCUAUGCAGUGUGUAACCACCAUGGUGGGAUGCACGGCGGACAUUACACAGCGUACUGCAGGAACUCAGUGGACGGUCAGUGGUACAGCUAUGACGACAGCAGUGUGGACCUGGUGCCUGAGGAGGAGGUGUGUACCAGGGGGGCCUACAUACUGUUCUACCAGAGACGUAACGUCAUUCCCCCCUGGUCCGCCAGCAGCUCAAUCAGAGGCUCCACCAGUUCCUCCAUGUCGGACCACUGGCUGGUCCGUCUGAAUGGGGACAGUAAGAGGGGUAGUUUGGUGUCCCGCUCCUCCACCACCUGCCCCUCCUCUGUCCCCGACUCCCCAGAAUCCCCGGUCUUCCUUGAUGACCCGCCCAGAGAGGAGGAAGGUGAGGGGCCUGGGAAACAUGAGAUGCAUGGUAAACCAAAGAAAGGUGGUUUUGAGACCAGGCCGUUUGUACGGGGAAUCCAGGGUCGUAGCGUCAGCAUGAGGACCCCCACUAAGAACAAAGAGACACUGAACAAGGUCCUCCCGCUACGCUGGUCGUUCGGCUCCAAGGACCGCCAAAAAACUGCAGCCGAGGCCGCCCCUGCUCCCAUCCCCACCCCUGCCCCUGUGGAACUGGUGGAGUACCUAGAGUCUGGAAGAAGACCUCGCUGCACCAAGGACUCUAUAGUCAAUUUAAUGACGGGCUCUGAGAGGCAGAAGGGUCCUGCCAUCAGCUCCCCCAGUGUGGGAAGCAGCCUGAACUGCAUGGGACAACCAGAGUCUCUGCAGAUGCCAGAGGGCCAGAGAAGACCAGUCACAGACAAGACAGGGAGUCUGAGACGAAGUAGCAAAGGGUCCCAGCAGCAGCAGAGAGACCAGGGGGAUCAGAGAGACCAGAGGGACGAGGGUAGGAUGGGCAGUAGUAGUAGUACUAACACUCUGACCAGGAGGAGUACCAAGAAGAGUAAGGAGAAGGACCAGGGAAAGCCCCAAGAGGCCCCGUCUAGGAGGGGGUCUAGUGCAGGCGUCCAGUCCAGCUCCAGCACCCACAGCCUCAGGGACAGAGACUGGGAAGGCACCCUGAGGAGAGGGGCCAAGGGCCWCCAGGRCCCACCACCARGGGACYRUCUGGYACCACCCGAGGGAGAAAAGASMAGGAARGGUGAGAAGGUAGAGGAGGCCUCCAAGAGCCACGAGGGGCUKCUGUCUUUCUUCAAGAGCAACUUCAAGAAGAAGGACAAGGAGUYGUCAUCUUCUCGCAAGUSCGACUCUGGAAAAGUUGGCGACGUCRGCGGGUCCAGCACCUCYCGGCUGUCCCUGUCCAGUGGAGCCCCAGGMGGGGCCACGAAGACGGGRGAGGSGAAAUCCAAYGGAGCCCCCCGCAACGGGGGWGCCAAUCGUCUCGGAGACGAGCUACCCAACGGUAAAGCCAGACGCGCCGCUGCUGCCGAUAUCAAACGCUCUCAGAGCUCAUCCAACAUCCCCAGCAAGGAGGAAUCUAGCAUGCGAAGGACCGCCUCUUUACACCGUAAAGGGCUGUCCCAUGGCGUGGCUCCGCCCCCUCGCAGCCUCACAGCCGAGAAGCCCUCCUACGGUACCCUGCAGAAGACUCGCUAUAGUACCAACUCACUGGGACGCAAGAGGGCGGUCCCCGAGUCCAGCUUUUAG
Messenger RNA from Salvelinus sp. IW2-2015, 2106 nucleotides. The record is from RefSeq and is a predicted model, not a curated record. NCBI's taxonomy places the organism in Eukaryota, Metazoa, Chordata, Actinopteri, Salmoniformes, Salmonidae.